GACCGGUUUGCGACAGCGGCCGCGGUCCGGGGACCCGAGAGAGCCCAGGGCAGUCGCCGCGCGGUGCGGUGCGGUGCGGUGCGGUGCGGUGCGGUGCGGGGGUCCCGUCGGCGUCUGGGAGCCGUGGCUCGGGGUCGCGGAGGGCCCGGGCCCUGCGUGCGCCGUGAGGGGCGGGCGUCCCGACUUGGCGAGCUGAUGCGGACUCGCUUUUGAGCGGCUAAGGGACGAGAGGAGCAGCCCUAAACAUGGAGGACUUUAGUACCAGGACCUACGGGACCAGCGGCCUGGACAACAGACCUCUGUUCGGGGAGACGUCUGCCAAGGAUCGAAUCAUCAAUUUAGUUGUUGGCAGCUUAACCACCUUAUUGAUUCUAGUGACACUGAUCAGCGCUUUUGUUUUCCCUCAACUACCUCCCAAACCUCUGAAUGUAUUUUUUGCUGUCUGCAUCUUUUUGAGUAGUAUUACUGCCUGCAUACUUAUCUACUGGUAUCGGCAAGGAGAUUUAGAACCGAAAUUUAGAAAUCUAAUUUACUACAUCUUAUUUUCUAUCGUCAUGUUGUGUAUAUGUGCGAACUUGUACUUCCACAACGUGGGAAGGUGAAGCAGCCCAGAGUACUCACCAGGACUCUAUCUAUGGGAAUCAACGGCUGGACAAGUAUGCUGAAAGAAUCCUCUCCGAAGUCUGCACAUGAUUUUCAUGUUAACUGUAACUCUGAACUCCCUCUUGCAAAGGAGCUGUAUCCUAGAUCUCCGCUUUCCUUUAAGAAGCUGAAACAUUCCAGCCCUCAAAUGACAAAGUAUUUUCACUUUGAAAAUAAUUUUUUUUACACUUUAAGUGCACGGCUCAAAUCUUUCAUUUUAAGACAAAUACUCUUUUAUUUCUGUUAAACUGAAUAUACAAUUAUUGUUCCCUAGGCAACCAACUUUUGCUUAUUACUACAGUUUCACAUUAAUAAAACAGAUAGUGAAAAGACAACUCUGAUUGUGAAGAUCUAAUUACAAUAAUAAAUAAAAUAAUUUAUACAAG
Alexandromys fortis (reed vole) is the source of this 1028-nucleotide messenger RNA. RefSeq names its product transmembrane protein 243 (gene Tmem243). The record is from RefSeq and is a predicted model, not a curated record. The transcript is spliced from 5 exons. The coding region runs from base 246 to 602 and encodes 118 amino acids. NCBI's taxonomy places the organism in Eukaryota, Metazoa, Chordata, Mammalia, Rodentia, Cricetidae.